AAAAGGCCGGCUUUUAUGAUCCUCUGGGUCUCUAAUUGGAUUGAGGCUCAGACACACGUGUUGCUGGUAAUCCGCAUGCACAGCUAAUGCGACACUCUCCUCCCUCCCUCUAUCCGUCCCUCCCUCCCUCUCUUCAAAUCUAAACCGGAGACCAAACACAAAUCAGUUUCCAUCAAGUAAACACAGUCAGGCGUGCACAUACAGCGUGUAUCGAGACAGACAACAACAACAACAAAAAAAAGAGAGAGAAUCUACAAGACCAAAAUAUGAAAGCCCACAGUGUCCUCUCUUACCCUCUGCUACUCCAAGCCGCCUGUAUCGCUUUCUGGGCUGUUUCUGCUGUAAGCGGAGGAUUCUGCGAGGUGAAUUAUUGUAUGAAUGGAGGGACGUGCGUGACUGAGGUGGGCGAUGCCCCCUUCAUCUGUAUCUGCGCCGAGGGCUUCACUGGAGACCAAUGCAAUGCCACUGAGACUGGUCCGUGCCAACCGAACCCAUGCCACAACAAUGCGGCCUGCGAGGUGACCAGCAAGACGCGGCGUGGGGAUGUCUUCGGCGAGUACAUCUGCAAGUGUCCCGAGGGAUACAACGGGGUGCACUGCCAGAACAAUGUGAAUGAGUGUGCCACACAGCCCUGUAAGAAUGGGGGCACAUGCCAGGACAUGGACGGGGACUAUACUUACAAGUGCCCCUCCCCCUUCUUGGGGGUGCACUGCCAAAUGCGCUGUAUUUCCAUGCUGGGCAUGGAGGGUGGCGGGAUAGCAGAGUCCCAGAUCAAGGCCUCCUCUGUGCACUAUGGCUUCCUGGGGUUACAGCGCUGGGGUCCCGAGCUGGCCCGGCUCAACAACAAAGGCAUCGUCAACGCCUGGACCUCCGCCAGCCACGACAAGAGCCCCUGGAUAGAGGUGAACUUGAAGGAGAAGAUGCGUGUCUCUGGGAUCAUCACGCAGGGCGCCAGCCGCAUGGGCACUGCCGAGUUCGUCAAGUCCUUCAAGGUGGCAUCGAGCUUCGACGGGAAGACUUUCACCAUCUACCGGGCCGCGGGCCAGCGGAGAGACAUGGUGUUCAUGGGGAACGUGGAUAAUGACGGCACGAAGACCAACCUGUUUGAGCCCCCCAUCGUGGCUCAGUACAUCCGCGUCAUCCCAGUGGUGUGCCGCCAGGCCUGCACCCUCCGUUUCGAGCUCGUGGGCUGCGAGGUCAACGUGUAUUUCAACACGGCAGGUUGCUCUGAGCCCUUGGGAAUGAAAUCCCGCAUGAUCGCCGACAGCCAGGUUUCCGCUUCCAGCGUCUUCCGCACCUGGAACAUGGACGCCUUCACCUGGCACCCGCACUUCGCUCGGCUCGACAAGCAGGGCAAGACCAACGCCUGGACCGCGCUGCACAGCGACCGCUCCCAGUGGCUGCAGGUUGACCUUGAGACCCCUACACAAGUGACGGGUGUCCUCACUCAGGGAGCGAAGGACUUUGGGAAUGUCCAGUACGUGUCGGAAUUCAAAGUGGCCUACAGUGAUGACGGGAAGUCCUGGACGGUGCUCAAGGACAAGAGCAAAUCUGACAAGGUGUUCCAAGGCAACGUCGACAACAACUCCCACAAGAAGAACAUCUUCGAGCCGCCCUUCUUUGCCCGCUUUGUACGGAUCAUCCCCUGGACCUGGCAUGAGCGUAUCACCCUGCGGAUGGAGCUCCUGGGCUGUGACGAGUAGAGCCCGUUCUCCUGCCCCGCCCAGCGCAAAGCUCCGCCCUGCCAGACCUGCCUGCUAGACUCUAAUUCCACCCACAACCUACCUAACCUUUCCCUCGCUUAGUACCCACCAUGUUAGGUUGGGUCUGAAAACCUAAAUGCAUGACCUUUUAACCCGUAUCCUCUGUAGAAACUGCUGUAGCAAAAAGGGUUCCACCCCAGAGAGAUGCUGUAAACCAAUGCAACUCGUGUCCGGUUGUGUUUGUAAAAACAGAUUGGAUCUCUAUUGUGAAGGGUGAGAUUCCAAAAGGCAACUGUUCAUAUUGGAGCCAGAUUUGUUUGCAUUGUGUUGUGCAUGAGCGCUACUCAGCAGGAUCAGAGGGGGAUAAGGGAUAAAGGGUUAAAAUGCACUGACGUGUUUAUAUAUUAAAGAAAAAGACGAAAAAAACCCAGCGGUGCUUCACUGCAAACAGAAUCUAUGCAGGGAGAGCCCUGACUGAAAUCAACAACAAAGCUUUUCCAAUCCCAGGAGAAAAGCAAGCAAAACUUUGAAUUUUAUUGUAAUAUCUUGGUUAGUAAUUCUCUGAUAGCGGGAGAAGGUGAGGGCCAAAUUGAGAGAAACCUGCAGAUUACCUGCGUACCUAUAUUUUAUAUAAAAAAAGGAUAUAUAUAUAGAUUUUAUGUGCUUUUGCAAAUACUAAAAUUGAUGACAGAGAAUGGUACUGUAGUGAUUCUGUGAUUUAUUAAUUUUUUAAAAUAUAUAUAUUUUACACACAAGGAAAAAAAACAAUUCCCCUGGGAUUGGUUGUUGAUUUGACAAUGAAGUUUUGUUCUUGUGAAGCUGCAUCGUGUAUUUUAGUGUCUGAAUGGAGGUCAGUCAUGUAGAGAUGCUGACGACGUGUGUUAGUAAUUCUGGUCUAAUUUAAUUUUAACAUUUACUGGGUUCAUUAGAAAUAAUAGCUGACCCGCCUCCCUCUGCCCGCAGUCACUUGUGCCUCACUCGGUCCCACCCCAACUCCAGAAUCAACAUGAGACGCAAAGCCCCCUCUCCACUCGUUCAGAACAGGAGAGAAACUCCUCCCUAAAUCCUGAGAGAGCCAGCAUACCGAAGAGACCACUCGGUGGGGUGGUGUAGCUGUCCCUCCACCCUCGGGUAUAGAGAGGUUGCAGUUUUAUGUUGAACAAUUGAAUUGAUGUGAAUUAAAGAAUUAAAAAUCCUCAAUCUGAACUCCUCAGAUGAUCUCUGCCGCUGUGCUGUGUCUAUUUUAGAACGAGUAAAUCAAUGAAAUCAACAGGUUUCUAAAUCCGCAGAAAUGUGCGAGGGAGCAUGGUACAUGGAGGUGUAGAAGUGUGCUUUAGGAAGGAUGGCAGACUCUUUUAAUGAGAAACAGGGGGGUACAGAUUGGGGAAGGACCUGGGAGUCUCUUGCUGAAUUAUAACCAGAUAAUUGCUGAAUUAUACUGUAGAGGCAUACAAAUAGUGUUAGGUACAGUAGAGAGAGAGAGAGUUGGGGCUCUUAGUGAGGUAUAGAUAGGUAGAGAGAGUUGGGGGCUGUGUUACAGUAUAGAUAGUUGGGGUUUCUGUUACAGUGAGGUACAGUAGAGAGUUGGGCUCUGUUACAGUGAGGUACAGAAUAGAUAGGUAGAGAAAGUUGGGGCUCUGUUAGUGAGGUAUACAUUGGUAGAGAGUUGGGGUUUUUGUUACAGUGAGGUAGAGAGAGUUGGGGGCUCAAUUUAUAACCAGGUAUAGAAGGAAAUUGAAAGUACAACGUUUCUCAAGAACGGGGUUAUAGUGGGAUUGUAAAAUGGCAGUAUGUUGUACUUUAGAGAUCUGAGAAGCGGUCUCAAGCUUUAUAUUAAACAACGAUUUUAAUAUCCUAGUGUUCUGCGUUUAGUAAAAACUUGCUUCUGUUCCUCUGAGCAUAGCCAUUUCACAGCCAGUGUUCCCGCUUUGUUUCUAUGUCAAAUAAACACAGUUGUUGUUUUUUUUA
This is a messenger RNA of Polyodon spathula (Mississippi paddlefish), 3671 nucleotides long. RefSeq names its product lactadherin-like. The transcript has 10 exons. NCBI's taxonomy places the organism in Eukaryota, Metazoa, Chordata, Actinopteri, Acipenseriformes, Polyodontidae. The coding region runs from base 267 to 1703 and encodes 478 amino acids. The record is from RefSeq and is a predicted model, not a curated record. Gene Ontology annotation, molecular function: calcium ion binding.